AUGGACAACCACAGCGCUUAUAUCCUCGGCGUUGAUCUCAAACCACCUCCACCAAAUAUCCGCAUUCAAUGGCUGCCUGCCAACUCAACUAGCGUCUACCAGCCACUUGAUCAGGGCAUACGCUAUAUAGUCGCUAGCUACAAGCGCGGCGCAGAUCCAGCAACUCAAUCUCAGCAGGAGCUAGAGGAGCUCUACCAGCAGGUGCAGCACGCAGGCAGGAUUCAGGACGCUAUGAGCCUUGAAAACUUCCUGAAUCCUAUUGAUGAGGAUCACAAGCCUACUCAAUCUGACUUUAAUGUAGCAAACGCAAUUGCAACAUAUAGCCAGCAGCUAGUUGAAGACGAAUCAGACGACGAAGGGCCUCCUAUACAAAUACCUACCCCUGCGCAGGCAGAGCAGGCUCUUGAAUUACUACUCUUAUAUCAAGAGCAUACAGAUUCAACAACUCCCCAGCAGAUCAGAGCGCUCCAGCAGCUAUAUACUGAAGCAAAGGCUCAAAAGUCUAAGCAGUUUGUCCAGGGCACUCUAGAUAGUUGGAUUACGUAACCCUCUUGCUGCAACGAUAUUGCGAUAUAACGAUAUAAUCCUCGUUCCAGAAUUGUAUCGCGCCAUCGAGAGUUGACUGUA
Messenger RNA from Lindgomyces ingoldianus, 627 nucleotides. RefSeq lists its product as uncharacterized. Bases 1 to 546 code for a protein of 181 amino acids. The transcript has 3 exons. The record is from RefSeq and is a predicted model, not a curated record. Lineage: Eukaryota; Fungi; Ascomycota; Dothideomycetes; Pleosporales; Lindgomycetaceae.